This is a messenger RNA of Durusdinium trenchii, 2799 nucleotides long. Lineage: Eukaryota; Dinophyceae; Suessiales; Symbiodiniaceae. The record is from the annotation of a GenBank genome assembly.
AGAGACUCCAACUAACAUGAUUCCGAACCGACCACCAACUCCACGGGCCAGAGAUUUCCAGCGCCGCCGUCGCCUCAUCAUGCAGGGCCGCAGCGGCUUUUGGCUGCGGGAGCAGCGCGCCGCAGCGGCACGCAACGCGCCUCAGAGGAAGGUUGCAGAAUAUCGCGUCAUCAGCGAGAUUUGGCCCGAUGUGCCGCCCCCGAGCCUCGAGCGCCAGCGCCGAGACGACGCCGCGCCCGAGCCGAAGGUCGUGGCCAACGGUGCCAACGGCACGAACGGUCUCUCGCCUCAGCCCGAAAAGCCUCCAAAAGCGCCGGUGGAAGCAGCGAGCGAAUUCCGGGACGGCGAGUCCGGCGACCACCAGGAAGGUGCGAGAGCCGACUUGGACGUUUUUGCGAAGAGUGAGCGCUUUUCCCGGCUUCGGGCGGCGGUGGCGCAGGACCCCAAGGCCUUGGAAGCCUUCCUGGAGGAGAUCACCAAGGAGAAUCCUCAGCUGAUGAGGCUCAUCAGCAUGUACGAGGAGGACUUCUUAACGAUGCUCACCGCGAAUUUGCUCGAGGCGAAAGUGCCUGGCUCGCCCGAGGCGGCCAAGACCCAGGAGCCCAAUCCAAUUCCACCCAAGCCCAGCGCCAAGCAGAAGGCAAUCUUGCAGUCGCUGCAGCCGACCAGCACCACGUCGCACACCAUCGUCACAUUGCACAGCCCUUUUAGCUGCGCCGUGUGCAAGGCGACCCGAGAUCUCUCCCUUUGCAGCGCCUGCCAAUCCGUGCGCUUCUGCUGCCGUCAGCACCAACGCCGCUUCUGGCCGAGGCAUCAGGCUGUGUGCCGAUUCAUUGCCUCCGUCAAGGGCGGCUUGCUUCAACAGGUGGCUGGCAAGAAGUGGGUGCAAGAGGCCUUACCUGAGGUUGUUGAUGUUUGGACCAGGUCAAGGGGUCAGCAUCCGGAGCCUUGGGAGCUGGAGCAACUGGUGCAUUUGCCCCACUGCAGGGUUUGCAGCAAGGCCCCGGCCACGUUGCUGUGCGAGAUUUGUUCUCAAGUGGCCUACUGCUCGAAGGACUGCGAACGCAUGGACGAGGAGCACCCAGGUAGCUGGCAGUGUCGCCAGGUGGCCGCGACUGCGCUGGCCGCGCAAGUGAUGCACCAGAUGGGUGGCGGCGUGCCCUUCUUCACUGGCCUGGCGGAGGGUGAGUUGCCCGAGGCCAUCUUCCACGAGGGCUGGCAGGAGUACGUCAACUAUGCCAGACUGAAAGGCCUCGACGAAAAGGACUUCGAACAAUGCCCUCCCACCGCACAGCAGAUCAUUAUCGACAUGCUGUCCUUCCCAAUGGCCGUGAUCGAGGCUUGCCGCUUGGCGGAGCACUACUGGAAUCAGAGACACCUCGAGGUGCACAUCCUCAACGCCUACGGCUCAGCGAUGGCGGACUUGGGGAAAUACGAGGAGUUCCUUCACCGGGCGCAUCAAGUGAAGUCCUUGGAGUUGCACUUCGUGGUGCCCAGAGGUCAGAUGUAUCGGAGUGAGGAAGCCACCGGCCAGUUAAGUCUUUGCCAAAGGUGCCAAGCGCUGGGCCGUGAAAUCACCUGUGUGGUACACGAGAUGCCAUUGCUCGACUUUAUCGAGGAGGAGAUUCGAUCCUCAAGUGAUCCACCCUUCCUGAGAAUUGCCUACAGCCCCGCUUUGGCGCGGUUGCCGAUGGGAGAUCCAAGUGAUCAAUGGGAAGCUGCGCUGAAGAGGUUAGCCGACCUCCAGGACGAUGCCCUGUUCGUCAUCACCGAGCGGACCUUUGCAGACAUGCAAGCGGAUGAGGAACGCAUGGAGGACUGCGGAUUUCACUGCGUGGUCCCAUCGCAGAACAGCAACUUCCCCAGCCCAUUGACACUCUUCGACGAGGUCCGAAGCGACGAGGAGAAUCCCAUCGGCUUAACGAUUUGGAACAUGAGCCUUGCAGCCUUUAAGGCUUCUGGAGACCAUCCUUCCCCGAAGCCGGCGGGGAAAGAGGAAGUCCUGGAAGAGAAGGAGGAACUUCCAGCCUUUGAGGAUGUGACCGAGGUGGCUUCUCCAGAGGACCUCUCCAUCGGUGAUCGGGUGCUGGUGCGCAAGUGCACACAAGGAGAAGUGACCGGAUUGCGCCCUUGUGGCUUCCCCAAUGGGGUGGAGGUGACCCUGGAGAACGGCCAGAGGAAGCACUUCCUUCCCAACGAGCUGCAUUUGGUCUCAGCUUCCAAAUCCAGCGGCGACCGUCCCAUCCCACAGUUGAACCUGCAGGAUCCUCGCUUCAAGCCGCUGGUGCAGCUCAAUCGGUCGUGGACGGUGGACGGGUCUCACUUCGAGGACUUCCCUCACCAGCCAGAGGCCAACCCCGGCUCCUUCGUGGUCUCUCUGAACGCUUGCUGUCAGGGCGGCCGCGGCUUCCGCUCGCCGGCGACGAGCCGCGAUGCGGAGCCACCGCUGGGGGAACCCGGUGAGUCGCGUGGUGGGCGGAGCUCUCCCCGUGCAACACAGGUGGAGUAGGAGUAUGAGUGGGGAGUAAUGAGUAUCUACAUUGGUGGAGUAGGAGUGGGUCCCACAAAAAAUGGCGGAGCACAUGGCGACCCCAGUGACAUCUAACUAACGUAAUUUGUCCAUCUCUGACACCAGUCACCAUGCGCAUGUUUUUCGCUGGACGGUUGUUUGGCCAGCUUCCGCAAUCAGUUGCAUGCAGCCGACAAGGGAACAGUCUUUGCUUCGAUCCUAUCGCCUAGCAAGUUACUGGGCAUGUUGGGGGGUCCUUAGUUUUGAAGCACUCCCCUGUUUGGGAAACA